UUUGUCUAAAAAGCAGCCAAUAGUAUCCAAUACUUGCUUGUAACGAAAUUUGAACAUACAAAAGAAACAUCAAUCCGUUUAGUUUCCUUUAGAUAGAGAAUUAGAAAAUACUAAAAAAAACCAACACCAAACCGAAAUUGAUCAAUUAUUUUUUUUUUUUGUUCACGAUUUCAAACCUACUUUAGACAACCCCACUUUAAAGUGAACAACGAAAUCCAAACAUCCAAUAUAUAUUUAAAGGAUUUCCGCAAUCAACUUAGAAAGAAUAUAAAUCUAAUUUUGUAUUAUAAUCAUAUCACGUCAUGUCUGAUCAAAACUGGAAACAAAAUUUAAACCUUCCUGCCAAGGACACUAGACCUCAAACUGAAGAUGUUUUAAACACCAAGGGUAAAUCAUUUGAAGAUUUCAACUUAAAACGAGAAUUAUUAAUGGGUAUUUUUGAAGCUGGGUUUGAAAAGCCUUCGCCUAUCCAAGAAGAAUCUAUUCCUAUGGCAUUAGCUGGUCGUGAUAUUCUUGCUCGAGCCAAGAAUGGAACUGGGAAAACUGCAUCAUUUGUUAUUCCAUGUUUACAACAAGUCAAGCCUAAAGUGUCCAAGAUUCAAGCAUUGAUUUUAGUUCCAACUAGAGAAUUAGCAUUACAAACAUCCCAAGUAGUUAGAACCUUGGGUAAACAUUUAGCUAUACAAUGUAUGGUUACCACUGGUGGUACUUCGUUAAGAGAUGAUAUUGUUAGAUUGAACGAUCCUGUUCACGUGUUGGUGGGAACACCAGGGAGAGUUUUAGAUUUAGCCGCCAGAAAAGUUGUUGAUUUAUCAGAAUGUCCUGUUUUUGUCAUGGACGAAGCUGAUAAGAUGUUAUCACGAGAAUUUAAGGGGAUAAUUGAACAAAUUUUAGAGUUUUUCCCUCCAAAUAGACAAGCAUUAUUAUUCUCCGCUACAUUCCCAUUAGCCGUCAAAUCGUUUAUGGAUAAACAUUUGCACAAACCUUAUGAAAUCAAUUUGAUGGAUGAGUUGACUUUAAGAGGUAUUUCCCAAUUCUAUGCCUUUGUUGAAGAAAAGCAAAAAUUACACUGUUUGAACACAUUGUUUAGCAAAUUGCAAAUUAACCAAUCGAUUAUUUUCUGUAAUUCUACCAACAGAGUGGAAUUAUUAGCGAAGAAGAUUACCGAAUUGGGUUACUCAUGUUACUAUUCUCAUGCGAAAAUGCCCCAACAAGCCAGAAAUAAAGUUUUCCAUGAAUUUAGACAAGGUAAAGUAAGGAAUUUAGUUUGUUCCGAUUUAUUAACCAGAGGUAUUGAUAUUCAAGCCGUUAAUGUGGUUAUUAAUUUUGAUUUCCCCAAGACAGCCGAAACUUAUUUGCACAGAAUUGGUAGAUCAGGGAGAUUUGGUCACUUAGGGUUGGCCAUUAACUUGAUGAGUUGGAAUGACCGAUAUUCAUUGUAUAAGAUUGAGCAAGAAUUAGGUACUGAAAUCAAGCCAAUUCCUGCUACAAUCGAUAAGAAGUUAUAUGUUGCUGAAAAUGAAGAUGCAGUUCCAAGACCAUUUAGAAUUGAAGAAUUACCAAAGGGUAAUACUACUAUCCAUGGUAAAGCAGGGUAUGAAUAUAAGGGACAACCAGAAGUUACCCAACAAGCUGCUCACCCUCAACAACCACCACACCCACAACAGCAGCAACAGCCACCUCAAUUUGCAGGUCAAUAUCCACCUGGUGUACCACCACCACAACAAUUCAACGGAUAUCCGUACCAACAGCCACAAUAUGCCCCAGGAUAUCCCCAACAGUUCAACAAUGGGCAAUUUCAACAACCACAAUCUCAACAACAACAACAACAGCAACCACCGGCCCAACAAUAUUAAGAGAUGCCAUGUCCAGCACCAUAGUCACAUUUUAAUGAAUUCUUUGUUUGAUUUUUUUGUUCUUAAUGAUUUACUUGUUUAUUUGUGUUUUUUGAUUAUUAUGAUUAGAAGGUUUGUUAAAUGACUAUGUGUGAAGUGUAAGGUUGUGAGAUGUUUUGAAAAUAUAAGGAGAGGAGGGUUUACGAUUAGAAGUAACGAGAUGAGGUGUUUAUACGUGGUGAACAUUGCGAAGUUAGAUGAGGUAAGUAUGAUGGAGAGUUGAGAAUAUCAGAGGAGACGGAUGACGAUGCAGUUGAGUGGUGUAUUAUGAAGUAAGAUGAAAGAAAUUGAAAAAAAAAAUAUGUGAAGAUUAAAAGAAUAUGAAGAAGAUUUAAAGGGACAAUUAAAGUUCCCAAACUGAAACAAAAAUGACUAAGAAAUGAUAGUGUAAAUGAAAGUCAUUGUGAAUAAAAGUGAAUUGAAAUGGUCUAUAAAGAUGUUGAAAAUGAAUAGAAUGUGAAGGAAAGGUUAUAUAGUGUAGUUCCUACAUGUAUAUAAUUGAGUGCAACAUCUUUUGAAAUUAGCAUAUGUAGUCCAGCGCACGACUCUUGUGAUAAGUAGUUUUGUACGAUGUUACACAAAUUAUAGAUAAUUAACGUAAUGUGACU
Molecule: messenger RNA, 2503 nt
Organism: Spathaspora passalidarum NRRL Y-27907
Lineage: Eukaryota; Fungi; Ascomycota; Pichiomycetes; Serinales; Debaryomycetaceae
Gene: DHH1
Product: DExD/H-box ATP-dependent RNA helicase
Exons: 1
Coding region: 303-1856 (517 amino acids)
Biological process (GO): cytoplasmic stress granule assembly; P-body assembly
Cellular component (GO): cytoplasmic stress granule; P-body
Molecular function (GO): ATP binding; mRNA binding; RNA helicase activity
Source: RefSeq, a predicted model, not a curated record